UCAAACUUUCAAGACUCUUCUCCAUGCUUCCCUUCUCUCUUUUGCCCUCUAGCUCUAUAUAUUCACAAUCCCAAGCUCCUUAAUCAGCAUAUCUAGAAAGCAAACUAUUGUGUACAGCCGCCACUUCCACUAGCCACAGUUUCUUUGGUUGUCACUUGGUGCAUAUAUUUGUUUUUACUUAGCAAUGGCUUCGUCAACAUUGUCUUGGUCAUCUGCACCUUUGUUGUCAAGCAAAGGCGAAGUUGUGCCUUCAACUAAGCCUAUAACUCCUUGCUCAGUGUCCUUUCCAUCAAGGGGUGGCUUUGGCAAGAGUACUAGUAAGCCUUCAAGGUUGGCUUUGGUGAGAGCAGAAGCUGCUGGUGAUCACAAGGAUACUUCAGUGGACGUGCAUGUCAAUCAGCAAGGAAACAUCCAAGGGACAGCAGUUGAGAGAAGGCCUCGAAAAUUAGCUGUUGAUGUCUCCCCAUUCGGUUUGUUGGAUCCAUUGUCACCAAUGAGGACAAUGCGUCAAAUGCUGGACACAAUGGACCGACUGUUCGAUGAUGCACUGACAAUUCCUAGCAGCAGGAACAGGGAAGGAGGAGUGGUGCGUGCACCAUGGGAAAUAAAAGAUGAGGAGCAUGAGAUCAAGAUGAGGUUUGACAUGCCAGGACUGUCUAAGGAGGAUGUCAAGGUCUCAGUCGAGGAUGAUGUGCUUGUUAUUAAAGGAGAGCACAAGAAAGAAGAAACUGGCGAUGAUUCAUGGUCUAGUAGCAGCGUCAGCUCUUAUGAUACCCGGCUUAGGCUACCGGAUAAUUGCGGAAAGGAUAAGAUCAAGGCUGAGUUGAAAAAUGGAGUUCUGUUCAUUAACAUUCCUAAGACCAAAGUUGAACCUAAUGUCAUUGAUGUACAAAUCCAGUGAAAGAUUUUAUAAGAAGCCUGUACCACGUAUAGUGCUUUUGUUUUGAAAGAACUUUCAGUCCUUGUAUUGUAUUUGAAAAUGUAAUGUCUUGCUUCUUCUUUUUCUCAA
Molecule: messenger RNA, 1009 nt
Organism: Populus nigra (black poplar)
Lineage: Eukaryota; Viridiplantae; Streptophyta; Magnoliopsida; Malpighiales; Salicaceae
Product: small heat shock protein, chloroplastic
Exons: 2
Coding region: 185-901 (238 amino acids)
Biological process (GO): response to heat
Source: RefSeq, a predicted model, not a curated record